AUGGAUGAGUUGCGCUUGAUGGAUGAGUUGCAGAAGCGGUUUGGCUCGCAUCUGCGCUUGUCUGACAAGGAACGUGGAGGACUUCGAAUCGAGGAGGGAGAGAGUAUUGAUGUGUUAAAGGGGUCGCAGUUUACCCUGGUGGCUAAGGUUUUUACUCAUAAGGCAGUCCAUAGGGAAUGUUUUAUUGAGGUAUUUACUCGACUUUGGAGGGGUGUGGAUGAUGUUUCUAUCAAGGAGAUCGGCCUUCGUACAUUCUUGAUUAGGUUUAUGAAUCUGAGAGACAAGUUGCGGGUCCUGGAUAUGGAACUAUGGACUUACAGGGAUCAUUUGGUUUUGUUGGUGGAGACCCGGCCUGGAACUGAUGCGCGUAUGGUAGACCUGACGACAGCAGUGUUUUGGGUCCAAAUCCAUGGUGUUCCGCUACUAAACAUGACGACUGCAGUGGCUAAGAAGAUUGGGUUCUUAUUAGGGCACGUAAUGGAAGUGGAUCAAGUAGAAGGAGAGGAGUGUAUUGGACGCUUUUUACGGGUUCGGAUCCGUUUGGCAGUGGAGCAGCCCCUUAUGCGAGGGUCCUUUGUUGAUUUCCCUGAUGAAGGCUCUAAGUUGGUGACUUUUAAGUAUGAAUUUCUUCCUGAGUAUUGUCUCAUAUGUGGUUGUAUGGGGCAUCCGAGUAGAAGCUGCGUGGAGAAGUUGGUUGUCAUGCAUGAUGCUCCCGAAACAAUACAAGAGAGAUUGUUGGCCUUCGCUGGCUUAGAUGCGAGUGAGGAUCUUAAGGGGCGCCUACUACGUAUGACUGGGCGAAAAUCUUCUAAAAUUUUAGCCUCUGACCCCUUAUUGAAGAAGGCAGGCAGUAGCUCCUGUUGGCGGAGACACCUUCCUCAUCAACAGCCAAGUGAUAACGGCGAGGGGCAGCGCGGUAAUAGGGAUAAUUGGAGGUCUGGACAGGGGGGAUUCAGUAGAUUCUAG
Prunus avium (sweet cherry) is the source of this 966-nucleotide messenger RNA. RefSeq lists its product as uncharacterized. Lineage: Eukaryota; Viridiplantae; Streptophyta; Magnoliopsida; Rosales; Rosaceae. The record is from RefSeq and is a predicted model, not a curated record.